AUGGCGCCCUCAAACCCGCUGGCCAACUGGGAGCGAGUCGGGGAUCGCUUCUACCGGAAGGUCCGCGUCUACGAUGCCGUCUUUGGCGAGGAGGUAGAGCUCGAGAACUACAUUGUUGCCGGGGCUCCCUACGGCGGUGCUAUCGCGUUGUAUCGUGAUGAGAGCAGGCCGUACAGGUAUCUUGACGCCCAAACGACGAAGUCCAGUGUGGACAUCUAUUCCUCGUCAGGGAAACUGAUCAAUCAGAUUAAUUGGGAGUAUGGCGCUAUCCGAGGCCUCGGCUGGUCCGAUAAGGAGGAGCUGUUGAUCGUCUCCGAGGAUGGUACUGUGAGACGGUACUUUGGCCUCCAUGGAGACUUUACGUCUUUCUCGUUGGGAAAUGGUGCUGAGGAAUACGGCGUGCGCGCCUGUCGUUUCUGGACAUCUGGAUUUGUCGCUCUGCUGUCGAACAACCAGCUGGUCGCUGUGUCUAAUUAUGAUGAACCGCGGCCAAAACAGUUGGCGCCUUGCCCCGAAGGGGAGGUCUCUUCCUGGUCGCUCAUUCCUCCCGCCUAUACAUUGUCUCGCUCGGUCGAGGUGCUGCUCGCCGUAGACAAGACUGUGUAUCUGGUUGAUCCCACGGAUGCAGAAGACAAGGUGCUGCAGGACGGGCCUUUUAAACAUAUCGUCGUCUCUCCUACCGGACGGUUUGUCGCGCUCUUCACCGGCGAGGGCAAAGUAUGGGUUGUCAGCAGCGACUUUCAAAACAAGGUCAGCGAGUACAACUCGAAGGCCCGAACUCCGCCUAGGAGUGUCGAUUGGUGCGGCGAUGAUGCCGUGAUUUUAGCCUGGGAAGAUGAAAUCCAUCUCGUUGGCCCUAACGGGGCUGCUUGCAGGCAAGUUGCCCAGAAAAUCGAUUUAUCCUUUGCACCAUAUUACUACGACGGAAGAAUCCAUGUAGUUCCCGAGUUUGACGGUGUACGCCUGAUCACCAACGAUUCUUAUGAGUUCUUGCACAGCGUGGCCGAUGUGACCGAAGAGAUCUUCAGGCUUGGGUCCACUUCACCUGCGUCGGUGCUACUGGAUUCUGUGGACCAGUUAGAGAAGAAAUCACCAAGGGCGGAUGAGAACAUUCAACGCAUCCGUUCGAGCCUACCCGAAGCUGUUGAUACGUGCGUCAAGGCUGCGGGCCACGAGCUCGAUAUCUACUGGCAAAAACGUUUGUUGAAAGCGGCAUCGUUUGGGAAGUCCGUCCUGGAACUGUACAACAGCGACGAAUUCGUUGAAAUGACGGAAAAGCUUCGAGUCCUAAAGGCAGUGCGCGAUUAUCAGAUCGGACUCCCGAUGUCUUAUGAUCAGUACAUGCGACUUACGCCAGAGCGGCUAAUUGAGCGACUUGUGAAUCGUCAUGAAUACAUGCUGGCCAUUCGAAUAUCAGAGUACCUCCGGAUUGCCGCUGAUAAGAUCUAUGUCCAUUGGGCCAGCCAAAAAGUCAAGGUCUCCACUGCCGACGACGAUGCGGUCUGCAAGCUCAUUGUGCAGAGGCUAGAUGGGAAACCAGGGAUCUCGUUCGAACUCAUCGCACAAGCUGCAUAUGACGAAGGGCGGACCCAUUUGGCAACGCACCUUUUGAACCAUGAACCUCGAGGCGGGAAGCAAGUGCCAUUGUUGCUGAACAUGGAAGAAGACGAACUUGCCCUAGACAAAGCGAUUGCCAGCGGUGAUGAUGAUCUAGUUUACUACGUGCUGUUGCAUCUGAAAGGCAAGCUCCCGCUUGCCAGUUUCUUCCGGAUGAUCAACAAUCGGCCCAUGGCCUCGGCGCUCAUCGAAUCAUCGGCGAGAGAAGGGGACAUGGAGCUUCUGAAAGAUCUGUAUUACCAGGAUGACCGUCCCAUUGAUGGCUCUAAUGUUCUGUUCUCGGAGGCACUGAAUGAAGACGAACUGCAACGCAAGACUGAGAAACUGCAGCUUGCCUCUCGUCUUCUCGCCGACUCGAAAGACGCAACAGUGGUACUACAGCAGAAGCUGGUCUUAGAGGCAUCCCAGCUUUUAAAAGUCCAGGAUGCCUUGGACAAAGACCUGGCCGACCGGUCCGAAUUCCUUGGACUCAGCUUGAACGAGACCGUCUUCAGAUUGGUCAGGGCCGGGUAUGGCAAGCGGGCACAAAAGAUCCAGAGCGAAUUUAAGAUGCCUGAAAAAACAUACUGGUGGCUACGACUCAGAGCCCUGGUAGCCAAGCGGGACUGGGGUGAACUAGAAGAGAUCGGAAAGAACAAGAAGUCUCCAAUCGGGUGGGAGCCGUUCUACAACGAAAUUCUGGGCGCCGGCAACACCAAACUCGCCUCCAUCUUCGUGCCCAAGUGCACCAACCUGCCCGUGGCGGACCGCGUCGAGAUGUGGGUGAAAUGUGGAAUGAUCGUCAAGGCCGGGGAAGAGGCCGUCAAGGCCAAAGACGUGAAUACUCUAGAACUGCUCCGCGCGCGAGCUUCCGGGCCCGCCGUCGCCGAGAUUGAUCGGUUGAUCAACCAUUUGAGACCGAGGGGGUAG
Messenger RNA from Penicilliopsis zonata CBS 506.65, 2526 nucleotides. RefSeq lists its product as hypothetical. Gene Ontology annotation, cellular component: cytoplasm; HOPS complex; endosome. Lineage: Eukaryota; Fungi; Ascomycota; Eurotiomycetes; Eurotiales; Aspergillaceae. Gene Ontology annotation, molecular function: actin binding. Bases 1 to 2526 code for a protein of 841 amino acids. The record is from RefSeq and is a predicted model, not a curated record. Gene Ontology annotation, biological process: endosomal transport; intracellular protein transport; vacuole fusion, non-autophagic. The transcript has 7 exons.